Cuculus canorus (common cuckoo) is the source of this 463-nucleotide messenger RNA. RefSeq names its product histone H2B 7. The transcript has a single exon. NCBI's taxonomy places the organism in Eukaryota, Metazoa, Chordata, Aves, Cuculiformes, Cuculidae. Gene Ontology annotation, cellular component: nucleosome. Gene Ontology annotation, molecular function: protein heterodimerization activity; DNA binding; structural constituent of chromatin. The record is from RefSeq and is a predicted model, not a curated record.
AUGUUGUUGAGGGAUAGUGAAGAGCUCGGAAAGUAACUUUUAAGGAUGCCUGAGCCGGCGAAAUCUGCUCCAGCACCGAAGAAGGGCUCCAAGAAAGCCGUCACUAAGACACAGAAAAAGGGAGACAAGAAGCGAAAGAGAGCAAGGAAGGAGAGCUACUCCAUCUACGUGUACAAAGUGCUGAAGCAGGUGCACCCCGACACGGGCAUCUCGUCCAAAGCCAUGAGUAUCAUGAACUCCUUCGUCAACGACAUCUUCGAGCGCAUCGCCGGCGAGGCGUCGCGCCUGGCGCACUACAACAAGCGCUCCACCAUCACCUCGCGGGAGAUCCAGACGGCCGUGCGGCUGCUGCUGCCCGGCGAGCUGGCCAAGCACGCUGUCUCCGAGGGCACCAAGGCUGUCACCAAGUACACCAGCUCCAAAUGAAGCAAAUAUAAACUAUAACCCAAAGGCUCUUUUAAGA